Molecule: messenger RNA, 276 nt
Organism: Echinostoma caproni
Lineage: Eukaryota; Metazoa; Platyhelminthes; Trematoda; Plagiorchiida; Echinostomatidae
Source: the annotation of a GenBank genome assembly
AUGGCUAUGAAUGAACUACAGCUGGCUCGCACAAUGCAACAGAACGAACGCGAGCGCUGGUCCCGCGUUGCCAGUCGAAUGUCCUCUCGUCGGAAUCAGUCCAACGAGAAACCUGCGUCCGCCCGAUCCGUCAGUCUCUGUUCCAUGAUGCGUUCCCGAUGGAUUCUGUUCGUUAGUGCUCUUCUAUUUGCCUUUUUGUCCAUCGGUUUGGCAUGGUACACGGAGCAAUUUUCUCGGAUCUCCAUUCCCUGGUCUGAGUCCGUCGAAUUCCAUUAG